Messenger RNA from Colossoma macropomum (tambaqui), 5049 nucleotides. It is a transcript of the gene nectin3a, whose product is annotated as nectin cell adhesion molecule 3a. Lineage: Eukaryota; Metazoa; Chordata; Actinopteri; Characiformes; Serrasalmidae. The record is from RefSeq and is a predicted model, not a curated record. Gene Ontology annotation, biological process: homophilic cell-cell adhesion; heterophilic cell-cell adhesion. The transcript is spliced from 6 exons. Gene Ontology annotation, cellular component: apical junction complex; adherens junction. The coding region runs from base 49 to 1689 and encodes 546 amino acids.
CUCCGUGUGUCCGAUCCAGCAGCGCAGCAGCGUCGGCGUUCAGAAAUCAUGGCAAAGGGACGCGGCUUUACCCUGGGACAUACUCCAGCAUCUGCAGCACUGUCACUUAAUCUCGCUCUUCUCUUAUUCGUCUUUACCGGUGUGUGCAGUAAUGAGGUGUUGGUUCCAGAGAACAUCCGAGCGGUACUGGGGAAGAACGUCACGCUGAGCUGUAGGGUGGAGGUGGGCGCCAACCUCAGUCUUACCCAGAGUUCGUGGGAGCGGCGCCUGGCCACGGGAAUGGCCACCCUGGCUGUGUUCAACCCUCAGUUUGGCACGUCUGUAGCGGAAGAGUACAGGAAUCGCAUCCACUUUGUCAGACCGUCAGUGGAGGAUGCCUCUAUAGUUCUGCAGGGAGUGGGCUUCGAAGAUAUCGGAUCCUACACCUGCAAGGUGGUCACUUUUCCGCUUGGCAACACGCAGGCCUCUACAACUAUGGACGUCAUGGUCGAGCCAAAGGUGUACAUGUCCGCAAGUUCUGCUCCACUGGUCGACGGUGAUGUGGACAGUGUAGUGGCCACCUGCACAGCUGAGAGGGCCCGUCCGCCAGCCGAAAUAUUAUGGGUGUCAGACCUGUCUGGACGUUCAGAGGAGAUUGUCCAGGACGAGCCUAAUGGCACCACCACCACGCAUGUGCGCUACAUCUGGUCACCUUCCAGCCACGCACUCGGCCACACCCUCACCUGUGUGGUCCGCCACCCAGCCCUGGACAUGGAGUUCCGCGCCCCCUAUGUCCUCAACGUGCAAUUUGCUCCAGAUGUCAUGGUGGUAGGCCAGGAUGAGAUUUGGUAUGUGGGACAGGAAAACGCGAGGCUGGACUGCAGAGCGAAUGCCAAUCCUCUUCCUCAUCUCUUCCUCUGGACCAGGGUGGACAUGCAGAUGCCUGCCGGAGUCCAGACAGCAAAUGGGAGUUUGGUCUUUACUCGUCCUUUGCGGAGAAACGAUUCCGGAACAUACCGGUGUGAGGUUCGGAAUGAUGUGGGUCUACGCUCUCAGGAUGUACAGAUCAGGAUACGAGAGCCACCACCCACUACCACCGUCCCCACCACCACCACCAGUGAGGCCGUCGUGCUUGGCUCCUCUAGCACAUCUCCAACCCAGCGCCACGCCCACUUUACCUCCCCGACGCUGGCCUCUGUGGCAGAUGGCACCGUGGGCACCGUGGUGGGCGGGGCCGUGGGCGGCAUCCUGCUCCUGGCGCUGCUGCUUGGACUGGGGGUGCUGUGCUACGUGCGUCAGCGGCGCACCUUCCGCGGCGACUACUACACCAAGCAGUACAUGGGCCCAUCCGACAUGCAGAAGGAGUCGCAGCUGGAUGUUCUCCAGCCGCACGAGCUGCAAGACGUGUUUGGAGACGACUCUGGCAAGGGGAGCCAGGACCUGAAGCCCAAGCCUGAGGGAGACGUCAUCUACCCUGAUUACACCAAAGACGAAGGCAGCUGGGGCGACAGCCUCCAGAGAUCGUGCCCUUAUUAUUCCGACCACCACAGCCACCACAACGUUAACCCAAGCGGGCCUCCUGUCCACGGCCCCACGCUGAACAAUGGCACCCCCUACCUGCAAGACAGCUGUUUCGAUAACGGCACAGACUGUGAUUACGUUUCUCACACAGACGGAUCCGUGAUCUCUCGCAGGGAAUGGUACGUGUAAAAGCAAGAAGAAGGAGGCACUGUUGGAAGACGAUAAUUUAAAAGGAAUAGAGAACUCAGUACUACCAAACUUGUAAAAACACAAGAGGAAUAAACUGUAUAUCAUGCAGAUGAAAAGAUGUAUUAUUUUGUAGCUAUCAUCUUGGAAGGACAUUUGUCUUCAGUGGAUCACUAAUCCAUAGUAUACGCCUGUUAUUUUGUAUUUUAAAUGCAAAGGGAGAGGCUUGUGUGGUUAUGAUCACAGGGUAGCCUGAAGCAAUGAAAACAAAUUUGCUAAAAUUGAGCUACUCUGUGUGUACAUAUCCCUGCCAGACACCACUCUGCAUGUGAUUUCAAGUUCUAAACCAGGUGGAAUAUAUUCCCUGCUCUUUUCAUGUACCCAUAAUACUACAUUGAUUUAUGUUUAGUCCUUCAGACUUCCUUUAAUAUGCUUUCUAAGCAAGGAGAGCUGCUUUAAUGUUGCAUUGAGAUGUAACUAGCUUCUAUUAUUUCUCAACUACAACUAGUCUGUGUCUUUCCACCAGUGUUCUUAAUAUUGCAAACUCUUUGGAGAGUUUGAGACUCUGUUCAGCAAAAGAAUUUGUCUGGAGGCUGAAAUUUUCAGUUCCACUGGACUGUAAAGAGAAAGAGAAUAUGUUUCUGGUUUUGAUUUGUAAUGACUUUCUGUUUUUUCUAUCUUAUCCAAAAUGUCAAAUUCUGCUAUUCAGGAUGGGGUGAUUCUCUUACUUGUUGAAAUACAUAUAUGACAGUAACACCUACAGACAGGUGACAAAGGAAGAAGAUAAAGUGUCUUAGUGUCUAAGGUUUCGGGCCACUACAAGCCACCAGUAGAGCUUCAGCACAUCUUGGCAUAGAUUCUGCAAGUCUCUGGUACUGGAGGGAUGGCAUGUCAUUCUUCUAAAAGACAUUACUGAAGGAUGGUGUUUUGAUGGAGGUGGUGGAGGGUGGUGUCUAAUAUAUUGAUCUAAAAUCUCCCAUGCACUCUCAAACAAAGUGCCAAAAAAGGUACCCCCUUAAGAGUUUUUAGGCAACCAAAAGUGGUUCUUCUAUGGCAGUGGUCACCAGCCCUGGUCCUGGAGAUAUACCUUCUUGUAGAGUCUAGAUCCAACUGCAAUCUGUCACACCUAAGUUCUGGUUGCAGGUUGGAACUAAACUCUGCAGGAAAGUAGAUCUCCAGGAACAUGGCUUGUGACCACUGAUGGAUUCAUGCAAAGAGAAGUGUAGAGUUCAACUGGGCUGUGAUCUGGCCACAGCAGACAAUUUACAAUGAUCAUUUUCAAACUCUUCAGUUCAUUCAGUGAGCCCCUGUGCUCUGUGGAUGGGGCAUUGCCAUCCUGGAAAAGACCACUCCCUUCAGGACAGAAAAGUUUUUUCAUAGGAUAAAUGUGGUCAGUCAGAAUACCUUGCUGAUUUGCAGUGUUUUUUCACUCUAAGAGGACAAGCGAACCCAAACCAUUCCAGCAAAACGCCCCCCACAACAUAACAGAGCCACCGAACCCCCUUAUUAUAGGGUUUAAGCGUUCAGGCCUGUACCAUUCUCUUGGUUUACACCACACAUGCACCCAUCCACUGAGAGUACGGUGAAGAACAAAUCAUCAGACCAUUUCACUUUUUUUCCACAUCUCUGCAGACCAGUGCCCGUGGUUUUUACACCAUUGUACUCUCAAAUCUGCAUUUGUCUUUGUAAAGAGGGAUUUAUGCACCUUAACCCUACUGUUGCUGUUUGUAACUGUUCCUAUUGAAACACUUGCCAGUUGAGCAGUCUUUGUGAGUCAAGCUCCUGCCAUCCAAGAAUAAACCUUUAAAAGUCCCAUAAAUCUUUUCCUCUUGCCAUCUUGAUCCAAAAUUUAGGUCAGCUGGGCCUGCUCAGCAUUUUUAUACAUGCCACAGAGCAUGUAGAAUGUUAACUGCUUAAUUGUGUCAUGCAUUGCACCUGUGUGGAAGAAUCUACACUUCUUCAUUCACUUUGUCACCAAAUGUAUGUCAGUAAAUGUCCCCUAAAAUAGGGAAAGCCUGAUGCAUGAAGUAUCAGACAAUAUGAGUUCACUUUUUGCUCAUCUUUUUUAAAUGGGUAAGUUAGCAGAUUAGUUUGCAGAUAGAAGCGAACAGUUCAAGUCCUUCCAUCAGCAGCAAUAAACCACAAGUUUAUUUAGCUUGAGAGAAGCCAUGGGGAGGAGGAUCCUGACAGCAGCAGAUCUAAAAGAUCAUGAGUAGCAACAGAAAGUCUACUAGCACUUGUGGCGUUUGUAGCCUGUCACUCCGUUUGAUUCUGAUCUCUUCUUCUUUCUUGUUUUUCCUUCCUCCACCCUUGCUGUCCAUCCACUCCCAUUCAUUUGCUGAAAGGGUUUGUGUUUCCAAGAGCACACCACUUCUUACACCGCACAUCUGCUGCAUGUGCCGCCCAGACUGCGUCUCAAAGUUAGGCCUCACCUCAAAGAUCCAGCUUUUUAAUUAAGGCUCACCCUCCCCAAUCGAUGCUUUCAAAUCAAGCUUUAUUCUAGUUCAACCUCAAGCAUGGGCUGGGCAUCUGUAUGCAAGUGCACACAAGAUUUUCUUACAGUAACAAAUAUAGCUUGGACAUCUGUUUUUAAGGUGGCAUAAUUUGACCAUUUCUGCAUCGGAAGGCAUUAUGUGUCCUUUGCGUAUUACUCAGUUUCCUGAUUGCUAAUCUGAAAAUAAGCACUCCCUGCAGUUCAUUAGAAUUUCAUUUGUCUUUUGUAAUGAGGCUCGACUUACUUUUGUAAAAUUAGAACGCUUCAAGAAAUGUUUGUGUUUGACUUCAUUUUCUUUUUUGGAAAUGUUUUCACUUAAUUUAAACUGUACACAGAAAGAAAAAAGUGUUAUUUAUAUAUGUUUAUCUGUUCUUAUCCAGGAACAAAAAGGUAUUACCAGAUUAGUGCCUUGGUUAGUGGGAAAAUCAUAGUUUAUGUUUAAUGUAUGAUUGUGUUGGUUUUUUUUUUAUUAUUAUUAUUAUUUGUAUGUUUUUUGCUUUUGUUUUUUGGUUGUUCUGAUGUAGUUUGUUGAACGUUUGUUGAAGUCUCACUGGAUAUUUUGUACAGCAGUACUGUGUGCAGUACUUGGUCAGCCAGUUAUAGUAAAUAUUCUUGUUUGUAAAUAUGUUGGCGGGGAUUUAUUUGGCCUUGGAAUAAAUCUUAUUUUUCUAUGAAGUCAGAAGAACUUGCUCUGAGGAUGUGAACCCUUGUUUUCAUGUUCUUUUUUAUGUUCUUUUCAAGAGUUGAUUAUUUUGUACAUAGUAGCCUUAUGCAAAUGACUGAUGUCUCACCAAUCAUUUUGAGAAUGAGGGACAGAUUCACUUUGGUUUAAAAUGUCUUCUGUUUCUAAUAAAAAAUGUAUUCUUUGA